CCCGCCAUGCCAUCACUCACAAGCAGGGAUCUGAACAUUAGAAAUGUAACCCACCACCCCAGACAGCCUCCAGACCUCAGAGGGAGCUGCUGGAGAGGAGACUUUCCACUUCAAGACUCAGCACUGACACAAACUGCUGGCAGCAAGAGCCCCAAAACCAAACUGAUGGCUGACAGAGGUCCUCAGGGUAAAUCCGAAGGCUAAACCUCCUUGCAAGUCCCAGCAUCCUGUCGGGGCCAGAGGAAUGUCACAAUGCAGAGUCCCUCGCUGAGCCUGUCUGGGUCUGCCUAUGGAACCACACCUGUGUUUACCAAGGGUCUACAAAACGUAAGAGCCACCAAGGGUCAGCUGGUGGUGUUUGAGUGCCGUGUUCACUCCAGUCCCCCCCUGCAGGUUCACUGGUACAGGGAAUACGACCAGAUCCUGGAUUCUGCCGAUUUCCGAACCCUGAGGAAAAAGGCUUGUUCAUCAGCAGUUCCUGAGGAAGUCUGCACCCUGGUUAUUACAGAAGCUUUUCCAGAAGACUCUGGAAUAUUUAAAUGUGUUGCUGAAAAUGAAUUUGGGUCUGCAGCAUCCAGUGCACAUCUGUCAGUUUCCCCAGGAGCUAAAGAGCUGGAAAGCUUUGGAGGUGCUGCCCCCAGGCCGGCUGUGCAGGUCACCAUGAAGAAGCCCAGCUUUCCCAGGAGCAGCCAAGCAGGAGCCAAGGAGCGUGGGGCAGCUGCUCUGCCACCCUACAGCCCAGAGAGCCCCGGGCUGGGCACUGCAGCCUCCAGCUUUGGCCAGAAGGGCUCCAAGAGCCAAGCUGAGGAGUUCCAUGGAGCCUUUGAGAACUCACCUCGGGCUUCGCCUCUGCGGGAAAAUCCACUCCAAGAAAGCCUCUAUUCUGCAAGGCAAGGGUUCCAUUCUAUCCAGGAGCCCAGCCAGGAAAACUUUUGUGGCCUGUCACCUAGCUUUUACCAGCCACCUAUCCAAAGCCAGUUAUCACCAACAAAAACCCAGGACAGCCGUGAAACCUCUCCUAUGAGUGUCCCUAAUCUCCCAUCCGUUUCCUCUAUGUGCCAACCAACCAUGUUUAACUACGAACGUCCAAAACAUUUUAUCCAGUCUAAGAACGUGUGCCAAGGGCAACAGCAGCCUCCAGGACCUGCAGCCUCCACAGAGCCAAGCAGAGAAAUCAAACAGUCCUCCAUCCUCAUCCAGCCUCGUAACCCCAGCGGGCAGAAAUUCUCCUCCUCGUCAUCGCUGAGCUCUUCAAUCACGCUCUCCUCGCCUUCCUGUAGUGCCCCUAAGGAAUCCACCUAUCCCAUCACUCCUGCAUCUGCACAGUCUCCUGCUAGCUCAUCAUCUGGGCAGAGGCUCCUGCCCAUGCCUAACCAAUCCCCCGCAGCCUUCCUGUGCUCCGUGCUCCCCUCGCAGCCCGACUAUAACAGCCCAGCUCCUUCUCCCGUGGAACCUCCUUACUCACAGCCCAUGUAUAACAAACAAGCCAGCAUCAACUCUAUGCAGAAGACAUCAGACCAAGAAAUUCGAGGAACAAAGGAAGCCCUCAUCCAGGACCUGGAAAAGAAACUGAGAUGCAAGGACAGCCUCCUCCAGAACGGCAACCAGAGACUGACUUAUGAAGAGAGGAUGGCUCGCAGGCUGCUGGGACCAGUGAAUGCUGCCUCAGUGCUGGACACACAGGGUGAAGACAGCCUGCAGAAUGCACAGCACCAGAAUGCAGAAAACAUCAGGCUGCAGGUUCCCACAACACACGUCAGGAGCAGACCAUCCUCUAGAGGUGAUGAUCGUGGACAUGACUCAAUCCAGGAGAAGUUUUUUCAGCCACGUUUCACACAAGUGCCUGAAGAUGUGGUGAUUGAGGAGGGACGGUUCUGCAGGCUGGACUUCAAAGUCAGUGGGCUGCCAACUCCAGAUGUGAUGUGGUACCAGAAUGGAAGGAUGGUUCAUCAGGAUCAGUUCCAUAAAAUGAUAGUGUCAGAAAAGGGGUUCCACUCUUUCAUUUUUGAAGCAGUCAAAUCAGCUGAUGCAGGGACGUACGAAUGUGUGGCUGUCAACCGUGCAGGAGAAUCAUCUUUCACAGUAAAAGUGGAAGUAAUUGCUAAAGAACAUCACAUGCCUCCAACUUUCAUUUUCAAGCCACAAAGCAAAAAGGUUUUUGAAGGAGACACAGCCAGGCUGGAAUGCCAGAUCUCUGCCAUCCCAACCCCUCGGAUUUACUGGAAAAGAAACAACGAAAUGGUACAAUAUAAUACAGACCGAAUAAGCUUGCUCCAUGACAACACUGGAAGGAUUUGCCUCCUGAUCCAUAAUGCAACCAAGAAGGAUGCUGGCUGGUACACCGUGUCUGCUGUCAACGGGGCAGGGGUGGCCACGUGCCACGCCAGGCUAGAGGUUGCAACACAUACAAACAAGCCACUUCCAGCCCCAAAGCAGUUACGGGUUCGACCAACUUUUAGCAAGUAUUUGGCACUUAAUGGAAGAGGACUGGAUGUGAAACAAGCUUUCUCACCAGAAGGGGAGUUUCAGCGUUUGGCUGAGCAGUCUGGACUGUAUGAAAGUGAUGAACUUUAACUGGAAAUGAAGAGGAAAACCUCACACCCCUAAGAGACAGUUACAACAUAGAUGCAGUUAACUGGUGAUUGCUCUAAUUAGCAAAAUACCUACUUGCAUAUUUUUACUUUGACUCCUGCACAUUCAGCUGUUCCUGUUUUACCAUGUUAGAUUUUAUUUAUAUGGUUUGGUGACUGUAACCAUUGCUGAGUAUUGCAUUUUAACUAGAAAUCCUAAGAAAGCAGGUGAAUUAGUUUUAACAAGUGUGGGUGGCUUAGUUCCACCUGUGCUUGGUCACAUGCUAAGGUAGCUUGAUUUGUACUGCUUCUCUAAUAUCACUCGUGAUAAUAUCAGAAGUCUGUACUGUCUGAAUACUAAAACCAAAUAGAGUAGAGUGUUUUUAUGGGAAUAAAUUAGAGGCAAAUAAAAUUUUAAAUAACCAACAUCA
This is a messenger RNA of Serinus canaria (Common canary), 3001 nucleotides long. It is a transcript of the gene MYOT, whose product is annotated as myotilin. Gene Ontology annotation, biological process: dendrite self-avoidance; homophilic cell-cell adhesion; axon guidance. Gene Ontology annotation, molecular function: cell-cell adhesion mediator activity. Lineage: Eukaryota; Metazoa; Chordata; Aves; Passeriformes; Fringillidae. The record is from RefSeq and is a predicted model, not a curated record. Gene Ontology annotation, cellular component: axon; plasma membrane. The coding region runs from base 253 to 2574 and encodes 773 amino acids. The transcript is spliced from 16 exons.